AUGAACAAGCAUAUUCUCAACGCUCAAGUCUCCAUCCGGGCACCUUGCUGCAAAAAGUUUUUCGACUGCCCCGAAUGUCACGCCGAAACGCAAGAUCAUCCGUUGGCAAAGACGAUAGAGAUGGCUUUUAUAUGUAAAAAGUGUAAAAAGGCUUUCCGGAAAGAUAUGACCCAUUAUGAAGAGGCAGAUGAAUAUUGCCCUCAUUGUGAUAAUCACUAUGUCGUCGAGGCGAAAGAACCUCAAGCUAUGAUAGGUGUAGAAGGGGAAGAUGCUCGUGUUGACGCUAGGAUGAUCAAAGACGAACGUGUGAAAUCUUCAAUACCUCGGAGUAUGUUUUCGGAACGAGACGUUUCUGAUAAGAUUGGAUAGGAGAGGGGAUCUCGUUUUAUUCUGUAUGCAUAUACUCAAUACAUUCG
This is a messenger RNA of Tremella mesenterica DSM 1558, 416 nucleotides long. RefSeq lists its product as uncharacterized. Bases 1 to 369 code for a protein of 122 amino acids. Gene Ontology annotation, molecular function: zinc ion binding. Gene Ontology annotation, cellular component: mitochondrial intermembrane space. The transcript is spliced from 6 exons. NCBI's taxonomy places the organism in Eukaryota, Fungi, Basidiomycota, Tremellomycetes, Tremellales, Tremellaceae. Gene Ontology annotation, biological process: protein import into mitochondrial intermembrane space. The record is from RefSeq and is a predicted model, not a curated record.